AUGACCUCCACCUCACAUCGACUCCCAAUUGCGAUUGCCGCUACUGUAAUUGUCCUUGGCACGUUCACAUAUCUCUCUGCUCUGCCUGGUCUGCGGAAAGGACCCGGACCCGUCGGUAGAAGGCUUCGCAAGAUCCGUGUUGAAGAACCACUGCCGGAAGGUUUCAAGCGGAUCUUUGUGGAUGGGCUUAACGGCGGGAAGCUUGAACUUCUAACGAACGAGAAAGCCCAAGAUGAAGGAAAAGCACCGCUUUUGAUGGUUCAUGGAGGAAUGGGUAGUGCGCGAUGUUAUGAUCGAUGGGCGGCCUACUUUGCUUCGAAAGGGAGGAACGUGUACAGUCUCUCCCUAAGUGGUCAUGGUCAUUCCUACCGCCCAGAAAACUUCAACUCGAUGACUUGCUUUGACCUAGUCCAUGACAUUGAUUCGGCAGCCAAAUAUAUCGUCUCGGCCCAUCCCGCCUCUCCGGCGCCAGUACUAACUGGACAUUCUGCUGGAGGUGGAGAAUCUCAACUUACUGUCGCGACCUUACCCCCAAACACCUUUUCCGGUGUCAUCUUACUCGCUCCUUUUCCACCUACCGGUGGCCUUUCUGUCUACCGCGAAUGGUUAAGCUUUGAUUGGUUGUUAUUCCCGAGGUUUUUCUGGCAGGGUGCUGAUAAUAUGAGUCCACUCUCCACGCCCGCGUUGCUGAAAAGGGCAUUCUUUUCUGAUACGUAUAAGGAGGAGGACUUGGAUGACUUCUUUAAACAGAUGAGCUCGGAAGAGAGUGCAGGUUGGGCAGAAUCGAUGACGAUGAAAUUUACUGAUUCCGAAAUGGUGAAAGCGAACGUCUUAGACAGAGUGCAUAUCAUCAGCGCUAGUAAUGACCGUUUGAUGACACCUCCUAUCAUGAAGGAACUCGUCAGUUUGUAUGGUUGCUCGACUGAUACCGUUGAGGGCUCUGGUCACCAUAUGAUGUUCGAUGACCGAUGGUACGAAGCAGCGCAAUUUGCUGAGGCCAAACUCCAGGCAUGGAAUUUGUAG
Molecule: messenger RNA, 1023 nt
Organism: Marasmius oreades (fairy-ring Marasmius)
Lineage: Eukaryota; Fungi; Basidiomycota; Agaricomycetes; Agaricales; Marasmiaceae
Exons: 4
Coding region: 1-1023 (340 amino acids)
Source: RefSeq, a predicted model, not a curated record